UGGCCAGCCUGCAGCCCUGCCCGGCGCCGGCAAAGCUGGGUCUUGGGGAUUCUCAUUCGCUUCGGCUCACUCACUUUUACAAACCAUUGGAUCUUACAUGCUUCUGUGUCCCCCACUUCCACUCCAUGUCCCCAUGCUCCUGUGCCAGCAACAGGAUAAGCUCUCUGGAUGUCAGCUGAGUUACUGAGGGUUUUGCAAAAACUCAGACUGUUUUCCAAAGCAGAGGCACUGGAGUCCAAGGCAGAAGCGAUGGGCAGUGUGCGAACCAACCGGUAUAGCAUUGUUUCUUCGGAAGAAGACGGUAUGAAGUUGGCUACCAUGGCGGUUGCCAAUGGCUUUGGGAAUGGGAAGAGUAAAGUCCACACUCGGCAACAGUGCAGGAGCCGCUUUGUGAAGAAGGAUGGCCACUGCAAUGUACAGUUCAUCAACGUGGGUGAGAAGGGACAGCGGUACCUCGCAGACAUCUUUACCACAUGUGUAGACAUUCGCUGGCGGUGGAUGCUGGUUAUCUUCUGUCUGGCUUUUGUACUCUCCUGGCUCUUUUUUGGCUGUGUGUUUUGGUUGAUAGCUCUGCUCCAUGGGGAUCUAGAUGCAUCAAAAGAGAGCAAAGCUUGUGUGUCCGAGGUCAACAGCUUUACAGCUGCCUUCCUCUUCUCCAUUGAGACCCAGACAACCAUAGGCUACGGCUUCAGGUGUGUCACGGACGAAUGCCCGAUCGCCGUUUUCAUGGUGGUGUUUCAGUCGAUCGUGGGCUGCAUCAUUGAUGCCUUUAUUAUUGGUGCAGUCAUGGCUAAGAUGGCAAAGCCGAAGAAGAGAAAUGAGACUCUUGUUUUCAGUCACAAUGCUGUGAUUGCCAUGAGAGAUGGGAAGCUAUGUUUGAUGUGGCGAGUGGGCAAUCUUCGGAAAAGUCACUUGGUGGAGGCCCAUGUUAGGGCACAGCUCCUCAAAUCCAGAAUCACGUCAGAAGGGGAGUAUAUCCCCCUGGAUCAAAUAGACAUCAAUGUUGGCUUUGACAGUGGAAUUGACCGGAUUUUCCUGGUGUCCCCCAUCACUAUCGUCCAUGAAAUAGAUGAAGACAGCCCUUUAUAUGACUUGAGUAAACAGGACAUUGACAAUGCAGACUUUGAAAUUGUGGUGAUACUGGAAGGCAUGGUGGAAGCCACCGCCAUGACGACACAAUGUCGGAGCUCUUAUCUGGCCAAUGAGAUCCUUUGGGGCCACCGCUAUGAGCCAGUGCUCUUUGAAGAGAAGCAUUACUACAAAGUGGAUUAUUCGAGGUUCCACAAGACUUAUGAGGUACCUAACACUCCCCUUUGUAGUGCCAGGGACUUAGCAGAAAAGAAAUAUAUCCUCUCAAAUGCUAAUUCAUUUUGCUAUGAAAAUGAAGUUGCCCUCACAAGCAAAGAGGAAGAUGACAGUGAAAAUGGAGUCCCAGAAAGCACAAGUACAGACUCACCCGGUGACAUAGACCUUCAUAACCAGGCAAGCGUACCUCUAGAGCCCAGGCCCUUACGGCGAGAAUCGGAGAUAUGACUGACUGGUUCUUUCUUUGGAAUAUUUACUUCACUACACAAUCUGUUGAUCAGAGGCCUGAAACAGUUACAGAGACCAAGGUACUGGUCCAGAGGUGGGUCAAGGCAAGCGGCCACAAGGGACAAAGGCUAGCACAAGGGUUUCAAGGGAAGACCGUAAGCUCAAUGAUCAGUGUAAAGCACUAAACAUGCCUCCGUGUGACCCAAUGGCACAUAUAUGAUGUAGAAUAAGUUAUGGGUUUUUAUGUAUUGUUUUGUGUUUUUACAAAACUUGAAUUUGCAGGCAAGCCUUGGUUGUGUAUUUGACUUAUCCAGAAUGCUUCUCGGUAGGGGAACAAGAACGUUUUUAAUGGCAUAGCAAAGGCAAGACUCUGCCUUAAUUUUUUAAAAAGCUGCUAACUACAUGAACACAAACUGUAUUUUUGUUGCAGUGUAGUUUUUCUUUUAUGUAAUUUAAAAGUCAGUGUUGAACUUUGUUGAAAGCUCACGAUGCGUUUUAAAGUAGCAAGUAUUUGGCUAUUAACUGCCAAAAUGAGAGCCUGAUUUUCUGAGGCCAGUAAUUUGUUUGCUAGAAUUGAUCUCUCUCUCUCUCUCUUUCUCUCUCUUUCAAUCUCCCUCUGGUUGCAUAAGGGCAUUAUGUAACACUAGCCAAAUGGUAGCCUCUGGGUUUUCUUUUCUUUUUUUUCUCUCUUCCUAAUGUUAAUGGGUUAUUUCAAAUUUUCAGUUAGACUACCUAAAAUAAAUACCAAAGAUAAUGCACGUUUUUGCACAGUGGCGCUUAUACUAAAAAGGAAACUAAGCCCCAUGGGUUGCCUUGAAAUCAAGAGACAGUGACUUUGAACCUCAGUAAGACCUUGAACCAUUCAUUCAUUUUGCACCUUAUUCAGAAAACAAAGCACCAAACACACAGAGUCUAUUAAGUGUAGUGCUUUUUAAAUUUUGGUCUUUCAUGUACCCUGCUUAUUUGAAGAGGAAAAGGAAGAGGAAAGGGGAAGUCCCAUUCCCAUAUGCAUACACAUAAUAUCAACAUUUUGACUUUCCUGAUAGCUAGGGCUGGCAGGCUAAUGCAUUAAAGUAACAAAUGGUGAUAGGCUCCUCAAUUUCUCUGGGCUUUCUCCGUUUUGCACAUUCCAAAAUUUAUAAGAUCUUGGUUGAACGUUGUUGGCCCCUUCUAAAUGGAGCCAUCCAGCAUGAAAAGUAAAUGAAUUUGAAAUGUUGCAGCUCAGUUUCAUUGCCUCCACACUCAGGGCACUUCCGGUUUGACACCACCUUAGAAAAGUUAUCUACCUGACCCCUAAGAUUUUUUCUCUGGUCAUUCUGGAGGGAGUCAUGCUGUGUCAGGGGAGGAGAAAUGCAAAUGCCAAAGUGGGGGAACAGGGAGGUGUGGACAGGACCCUUUGAUGCAGGAUUUUAGCUUAAGUAUUCAGGAGGCAGAGAAAAUUUGUCUUUUUUAUUGCAGAAGGUAGGAAUGAGAAUGGGUCAGAAUUUUAGGGUCAAAGAGGGACAUAAAAAUAUAACACAAUCAAAAGUUAAGGAGACAAGUGUCUAAAAGUGUCAUUCCCCUCUGUGUGUGCACUCUCAUGGUUAAUGUGAACUCAUCAUUGUCUCUUGUGGAGCAAUAGAACAGGUUACUAAGGACACAUUGUUUUCUAAAAGUCUUUCUUGCUGGCUGCCAGACUCCCCAGAAACAAUCCUCUCCUCCCCAGCCCCUCACUCUAGCUGAGUGAUGGAACUUUUUUGGGGGGUUUAAAGUUCUCUAUUUGUGAAUUCUUAGUUACUGACUUUUCAAUUGGAGUCUCAAAAUCAACUCUCUCAUGGUAUUAUAUCCUGGUAUGCCAUUAAAAAAUAGCUUGUUCUAGAAUCAUGUAUUUUUUAAACUGAUGUUUGGGAUGGACUGUGGUUCUUGGACAACCAUAUCUGAAUGUAGUGCCUGCAACAAUAGGACAGUUUCUGCUGUUUUCAGCCUUCCAAGUUGACGUGUUUAAAAACUGUGGUGUUAUUUUCAUUGAAAUCAAGAAAGAGAUGUUAAAGAAUUUGAUGCUUUAUUGUAAAUCUGAAUUUAAAGGUGGUUUUAGGAAGUUGUUUAAAGCGAUGGAGAAAUUGGGGCAAGAAACUUACUGAAGAGACAAAAAUUUGGCCCUUGACAGUGAGAGGGUAUUGAGGGCUUCAGCUGCUGCUACAAUGAUGUUUUGUAAAGGAAAAUAAUCAAACCAAAGAGUAUUCAGUGGUAUGUAAAUUAAAUGAAGAUGCAAUGGAGAAUUGGGGUGACCACAAAGCAGGUCCCCAAACACACAGUGCUACCACUUAAAAAGACCUGAGGUAUCUGAAAGGGAGUGGGUGCAGGGCAAGAAAGAAGGAGGGAAAUCUUUCAACUUAUUUUUGAAAAAGAGAAAAAAAAUCUAAAAUUUCUGGUGCACAGGUUUGUUUGUUUUUUUUUUCAAUAAAAUUUUGCAGAAGCUAUGUUUUUAAAGUGUACAUUUUAUAAAGUUUAUCAGAUAUUUUCAUAUUUAAAGCCAAAUGUAAAUAGGAGUUUGUAAAGAUAAAACAAGUGCUGUAGAAAGUAUGAUUUCAGUGCAGCAAAUUUUGAGAGCUGGUACCUAUAUGCUACCGGUUAGCAUGGUUUUAGCAAAUAUUUACCAGCCUUAUAAGGUUCGUAUUGCUAUGUUCUUUUGUUAUUUAUUUCAGCAUGGACUGUUCAUUCAAAAGCUUUUUAUAGUUAUUAGCAUUUUAAUAGUUACAAGCUUUAAAUGUUUUUGUUUGUUUUUGUCAAGAGCCAAGACACAGGUAAUGCAUGGCAUUUAUGGCUGCGUUUUACCUUCAAAAUAUUUGUCCUUAUUGACUGGGUCUCCUUAACUAGUGCACACCUGUCACUAGAAUGGGACAGAAGGGACUCACCGUGAAUAUCUGGGGUUGAAUUCUCAGAUGCGUGUUGCUUCUCUAUGGCAAGCAAAUCCCUAUUGGAUUUCUUUAGGAUGUAUUCCCUUUUAAAGAAUGUUUGCCCAUAUCUGGAAGGGCAUUGUAUUUUUGGGGGGAGGCAUAGAUUCCUGGUUACUCUAUUUUUAAAUACAAGGUAGACAAAGUGAAUUCUAUUUUGGUUAUUGAGAAAGGAAUAGUUUUCUAUCCCUCUAAGCGUAUACUUGAAUCAGACAUUUAAAGGAUGUCACUAUAGCACUGUAGUCAUUUUCAAAUUCCUAGAGAAAGUUUGUUUGCAUUUGUUUUGUUCUAGUAAUUAUUUCUUUCCUUUACUUCCUUUCUUCCCCAUUCUCCCAACCAGAUCUUGAUGUGUAUUGGAUGAGCUCUGUCCCCCAAAUCAUGUUCCUCUUACAAACCAUAAAUGUCAUCUGUGGUUUUAUAAUAAGUCACUCCAUAAAGGUGAAAGGAUUGUCUUGAAAAAUAGAGUGAGUUCAUUAUCACUCUGUAUUUAAUAACGUUCGGUGGAAAUAAGACAAAAGUGUUGCAUAGUCACCUUCCCACUCACAACCUUCAGCAAACUAGAAUUUCUUUUCUAGCAAUGUCAGGUUGCAGCUCUGGACUCUGGAGAGUUGAACAAUUCUGGCCUUUGACAAUCGUGUUAGUUAUUAUUUUCCCAUUUGCCAUCUUUUUUUGUAUCUAAAGUCUUCCUAUUGUACUGCACAAACCAUGGAUUGUACAUAUUUUUAUAUAUUAUGUCUUAUUUUAUUAUUUCUAAAUAAAAAUGAAAAAUUGAAAAUGAAUUUGCGUAAGAAUUAUCAGAUCUCUUGCAUGAUUACAAUGUAAAGGCAGUGAUAUGGAACAAAUGUUCUCAAACAAUGGUACAUAAACCUUGGUACUCUGGAUGAAUAGGGCUAUAGAAACUUCCUGAACACACAGGUGCAGUGGAGUGGCAGAUUAGUUUAAUCCAUGUUAGAGGAAGUCAAGCUCAUAUUUUGUUUUUGGACAGAAUGGAUUAAGUAAAGAGAGGAUAGAAAAGACCAACCCCAUUCCCCCAAAAAAACCUAGCAAAUAAAACUAACAAAAAAUAGUACAAGGCUUAGGUUUUGAUUCUCUAAUAACAAUAUUUACAUUCUGUUGAGCUUCAACUAUAUAUAGGUUCUACCUUGUAUAUCAUUUAUUUCAUUCUUGCAAAAAUACAUAAGGAUAUUAUUAUUCUCUUAUUAAGGAGACUGACUUCAAAAAUGCAUGUCUUAAAGCCCAGAGUAUAGUAUUUUUGGCUUUAGGGACUAGAGGGGUGUUUGGCUUAGGUAGGUAAUACACCCUUGUAGUCUAAUAGUAGCCACAGACAAUAGGAAAACAAAUAGACUAUCUGUAUUUGAACAAAAUUUUACUUACAACAACAUUCAGUGGGCCAGAUCUGUCUUGUGACUUAUCAUUUGUCAACUCUUGUUAAAGAUGAAGAAACUGAAAAUGAGUUUUAAAGCUAAUGAGUCACUAAAUCUAACGAAUUCAGGUAUUAUCUGCCUCUCAACCUACUCUACUCCACUAAACUGCAUCUUAUUUCAGGACCCAAAGUGACCAAGGAUAUGUGAUCUCAGAGAAAUUUCCAUUUCCUCCAGUAAAUCUGGAAUAAAGUGUUUUCCAAAGUUGGGAAGACUAAGGAAAUUUGUGUUCUGAAAUAUUUUGCAAAUAUUCACAGAACCAUUUCAAACCUGGGUCUAAGUUCUCUAUAAAUAGUACACAAUUUUAUCUGACAGCAAUAUCGUGGCACUAUCCCCAUCUAAGAAAUGAGGAAGGUAAUGUACUAUCAGGUGGCACCUGUCUAAGUGCUCACGGGUAAUAGGUACUAGAGUAAUAGCCCAAGGGUUGGAGGCAUAGUUUAAGUGGUAAGGCACUUGUCUAGCAAGCAGGAGACUCUGAGUUCAAAACCCCAGUACUGCCAAUAAACCUGGGCCCUACAAUUCUGAGUCAGUCCUAUAGCUGUAUGCUGCAUUCCCUAGAGAUCCAUUUGGUAAAAUAUCCCCAUUUAAUCCAAGGCCCUUCUGCUCUUCCCAUACUCUUCUCAGUGAUGGAAUAUUCUUCCCUGGCUUUUUAUACAGGAACAAAGGCAGGAUUUUUCCUCUUUCUGACGUGCUCCUCAAGUCCUCUUUCAGUAUUUGGGGAGCAGGAACAACUCACAAGGGGGUAGAAUAAUUACACACCUAAGCAUCGGUUGUGGGACAUGAGUAAAUUUCAAAGUUCAGAUUAAUUUCAAUUAACUGGGAAUUGCUCAGGCCUGUCUGCAGGCAAAACCACCAAGUCCUGUUGCUUACCAAACUGCAGGUACCUAGCUACCUCCUACACUUCUGCUUUCCGCCUGCUGUGGGCAGCCAGUGGGCAACAUGACCCUCCUGUGGUUGUGCGGGACACGCAGGCAAGGUUGUAUAUCUAUAUCCACCAAGGUAAAGCCAGGUUGUAAGUUGAAUGCUAGACAGGCCCCACCUCUAUUUUAAUUAAUUUGUCUUAUUAAAUAUACAUACAAAAAAAGGUGCAAUGGAAUUUCAGAGUCUUGUUUAGACUUUCUUUGGAGUGACAGGCAAAAUAGUCUUCAAACUACUCUUAAGCAGAACACCUCAGAUAAUACUUGCACAGGAGGAAACAUAUUUUCUGCUGGAAACGUUCAUUUUAGAGCUAGCAAAACUGAUGAAAUCAAUUGGAUCCCCCCAAAACUAAAUAAUACAUAUAAACAUAAGGGAAAGCUAGCUCCAUGCACUUUCAGUGAAGAACCAAGUCCUUGAUCAACAUGUUUCAAGACCUCAGAGCCUUUUCUUCAAAAUAGUUUAGUCCAAGGAACCUAGUGGUCCAAAGAUUCUAGUCACGAUGUGAGAGUUAUUAUAAUGACUUUUAAAA
Molecule: messenger RNA, 7334 nt
Organism: Castor canadensis (American beaver)
Lineage: Eukaryota; Metazoa; Chordata; Mammalia; Rodentia; Castoridae
Gene: Kcnj2
Product: potassium inwardly rectifying channel subfamily J member 2
Biological process (GO): regulation of monoatomic ion transmembrane transport; potassium ion import across plasma membrane
Cellular component (GO): plasma membrane
Molecular function (GO): inward rectifier potassium channel activity
Source: RefSeq, a predicted model, not a curated record